This is a messenger RNA of Arabis nemorensis, 1104 nucleotides long. NCBI's taxonomy places the organism in Eukaryota, Viridiplantae, Streptophyta, Magnoliopsida, Brassicales, Brassicaceae. The record is from the annotation of a GenBank genome assembly.
AUGGCCUCUCUCCCACUCCCUUGCGAAGAACUUCCUUCUCCGGAAUCCGAUAGAUGUGGUUCUCCGUGUCGAUCAGGUCCAAAAAGAAAUCAUCAGUGUCUACCUCUAGAUAUCAUGCGAUUGGUUUUUGAACGCCUUGGCUUUGCCGAUCUCGAACGAGCUAAAUGCGUUUGUUCAUCUUGGCAAUCCGCUUCGAAACAAUCUAAGCCAAACAAUCAAAUCCCUUGGAUGAUUCUAUUCCCCAAGGACAAGAAUUACUGUCUCUUGUUCAAUCCUGAAGAAAAAGACAAGGUUUACAAAACUCAAGAUCUUAGCAACGACUUUGGAAAGAGUUUUUGUGUGGCGACUUACAGAAGCUGGCUAUUAAUGCAACCCCAAAAAGAUAGCAUGGAAGACUGCCAAUAUAAUCUAUAUAUUUUAGAUCUUUUAACUCUUGAAAGAAUCAAUCUACCGACUUUCGAAUCAGAAUAUGGACUCCCCUCUUCGAUAUUAUGGAUAGACGAGAAGACCAAAGAUUACAUAGUUAUAGGAAUGGUUGAUGAAGAAGAUGCGGUUGUUUUCAAGAAAGGAGAUAACUCAUGGAAACAAAUGCCCCAAUUGUCAGGUAUCGAAGGAUGUUUUAACAUGGUAUACAAGAAUCAUAAGCUUUAUUGUCUCAACAAUCUAUCAGGACUUCGCAUGAGACCUCCUGGAACUCUUCCAGAUGAAGUAUCAUUUGCUCACUCUAAGAAUAAUGUGGUAGUCACUGUUGGUGGAGAUAUCUUAAUUGUUACGAGCUUAUGUCAGUAUAUGUCCAAAAUAUGGAAGUUUAGAAUCUACAAGAUGGAUUCGUCAAAGGGGAACAAAUGGGAAGAAAUUUUUUCUUUGGGAGAUGAGGCAAUUCUUUUGGAUUUGGGUAUCACAGUGAUCGCCAAGGAUAUUGAAGGGAUCAAGGGAAAUUCGAUCUACUUCAAGGGCAAUGCUUUUGAAGGUGGAUAUGACGAAAACGAUAUAUUCAUAUUCAAUAUCGAUACAAAAAAGGUUGAACAACCACACCAAUUUGUUUGUUCGUCCGUUCCAUGCUAUGAUGCGCGAUGGUUCUUACCAAGUUUCAAACGAGAAUGA